GAAAAGGGACAGCCCUCUGCAGAGGGAUUAGGCGUGGAAAUCAAGGUGGGGCAGAAGGAGGAGGUUACCUCUGAGGAGGCCAGAGAGGAGGUAGACCAGCAAGAAAUGGAUUGGACCAGGAGGGGUGGGGCCAGUGGGCUCCACCCCCUUCUGCACCCUUUCCACCUUGGGAGCCCUGGGACCGCUUUGCGAGGUGUACAAACCAGGUGCCCUGGAGGGGCCAUGGUGCCAAGCCAGUUGUGGGGGAGACUGAAGAAGCCCUUUCUCUUCCUGAGCAGCGCCUUCCUCCUCCUGGGCCUGACUUUGCUGAGCAUACGGCCAAACCUCACCCAUUUGGCUUAUAUCUUCCUCAUCUUUGCUGGCAUUCUCUUCUUGGGGUGUCUACUGGCUGCUUUUGUGGAAUGGCGCCUCCGAUCAAUGCAGAGAGCAAGGCAGUCUGUGGAGACCGAGAGCCAAGGGACCUCAGUCAGUGGACGAGACAAUGAAGCUUUUGAGGUACCAACCUAUGAGGAGGCAGUGGUGACAUCAGAGACACAGAACGUCCCCCAAGAAGAGGAUCAGCCACCACCUGCUUACUGCAGUGUUGUAGUCUGCUCAGGACUGGACAGCGGACAGGCUCCCCAACCAGAGAGACCCAGGACAGGCAGAUUGGAAAAUCGUGCGGGCUCUGAGGGGACCAUGGCUCAGGGAGGAAACCAUGGAAGACCCCUUAUCAGCCUCAGGCUUCGGGGACCACGUGUUGUAUCUACAGCUCCCGAUUUGCAGAGCAUGAGAGGGACCCCCAAGGUGGAGCCCCUGACUCCACCCCCUGCCUAUGAUGACUGUUUUGCUCGCCCCGAUGAUGAUAAUGUUUUCUAUGAAGACAGCUGGUCACACGCCUAAAGGACUAGCUCAGGACUUCCCUCUCUCCACAGCAGACCCACUGACUCACAUGACCAGCAUUUUAGGGUCAGAGACAUUUCUACCUGUCAGGAACUGCAUUUCCACCUAAAUAUCAUAAAUGGAGACUUGGAACCAGAGAAGAAGGCCAUGUAGGCGACACAAUGUGAGUCUUCCUGCAACGCUGACUGACCUGCCCAUGUCCAGUAUUUCCAGGUAGAGCGAAGAUGAAGAGCAGGAGCCUGGAGAAGGAAGAAAAGAAGUGAGGCGAAGCUGUGUUAUAUCCGCCAUGGAUGCUCUGCCUCGAUCUGAUGCCUCAGUUUUUCAGUCAUGUGAGGUAUUCUUAACCUCUUUAGAAAAUGAGGACCCAAGGAUUAGAGGAUUUGGAUAAUUUGCACAUGAAUACACUGCCAGUAACAUUUAAAAAAAAAAAAAGCAUUAACAGACUUAUAUUCCAAAGCC
This is a messenger RNA of Octodon degus (degu), 1341 nucleotides long. It is a transcript of the gene Tmem139, whose product is annotated as transmembrane protein 139. Lineage: Eukaryota; Metazoa; Chordata; Mammalia; Rodentia; Octodontidae. The transcript has 3 exons. The record is from RefSeq and is a predicted model, not a curated record. The coding region runs from base 106 to 882 and encodes 258 amino acids.